UACACGCCUUGGUGGAAAGUAACUUUCAGUUUCAGUAGCUUCCGAUGGUAGGAGAGGAGAGCCAUGGCUGACAACAUCCUCAGGGCAAAGAGGAAGCAGUUCAUCCGUUCAGUGGGCGAAGGGACAAUAAAUGGCUUGCUGGAUGAACUUUUGGAGAAGAAAGUGCUGAACCAGGAAGAAAUGGAGAGAAUAAAAUGUAUAAAUGCCACUGUCAUGGACAAGGCACGGGACCUGUGUGAUUGUGUCACUAAAAAGGGCCCUCUAGCAAGCCAAAUCUGUAUCAGGUACAUUUGUAAUGAAGAUGGCUACCUGGCAGGAGUUCUGGAACUUGAAUCGGGUCCACCAGCAGAAAAUUUCAUUAGGAGAGACAAUUUCCAGGGAGAACAUUCCUCAGAAACAGAAGAAAAACAGAACAAAGAUGGUGUCACAUGUCCAGGACCAAGUGGGAGCCUCAAGUUAUGCCCCUUAGAAACAGCCCAAAAGAUACGGCAAGAAAAUCCUUCUGAGAUUUACCCAAUAAUGAAUACAUCCACUCGUACACGUCUUGCUCUCAUUAUCUGCAACACAGAGUUUGAAUAUCUUCCAAGGAGGGAUGGAGCUGAUGUGGAUCUCAGAGAAAUGAAGUCACUACUGCAGGGUCUGGGAUAUACCGUGAAAGAAAAAGAAAAUCUCACAGCUCUGGAGAUGACUAACACAGUGAAGGAGUUUGCUGACUGCCCAGAGCACAAGACUUCUGACAGUACUUUUCUUGUGUUCAUGUCUCAUGGUAUCCAAGAAGGAAUAUGUGGGAAGUCAUAUUCUGAUAAAGUAGCAGAUGUUUUAAAAGUUGAUACUAUCUUUCGGAUGUUGAACACUUUGAUGUGCCCAAACUUGACAGACAAGCCCAAAGUUAUCAUCAUUCAGGCCUGCCGUGGAGAGAACCGAGGAGUGGUGUUGGUGAAAGAUUCAGCAGAAGGUACUGGAAAGAAAUUCUUAGUGGAUGCAGAUUUGGAAGAUGAUGGCAUUAAGAAAGCCCACAUAGAGAAGGAUUUUAUUGCUUUCUGUUCUUCAACACCAGACAACAUCUCUUGGAGACAUCCUAUCAAGGGCUCUCUUUUCAUUGUGGAACUCAUCAAGCAAAUGAAAGAACAUGCCUGGUCUUGUGACUUGGAGGACAUUUUCAGAAAGGUACGAUUUUCAUUUGAACAACCAAAAUUUAGUUUACAGAUGCCCACCACUGAAAGGGUGACUUUGACAAAACGUUUCUACCUAUUCCCAGGACAUUAAAACAAGUAUGUUGUACCUAGGUCUUUGUGUGUGUGUGUGUGUGUGUGUGUG
This is a messenger RNA of Phodopus roborovskii (desert hamster), 1317 nucleotides long. RefSeq names its product caspase-1. Gene Ontology annotation, molecular function: caspase binding; cysteine-type endopeptidase activity. The transcript has 9 exons. Lineage: Eukaryota; Metazoa; Chordata; Mammalia; Rodentia; Cricetidae. Bases 64 to 1266 code for a protein of 400 amino acids. The record is from RefSeq and is a predicted model, not a curated record. Gene Ontology annotation, cellular component: protein-containing complex. Gene Ontology annotation, biological process: regulation of apoptotic process; proteolysis.